AUGAAUGACGCUUUCGACUUUUACUACCAGCAUUUGUUUCUUUUAACGAAGCAAUCGUCGUCGUCGAGUUCGCCCUCGAACUCCGUGCGCACGUUCGUCGAGGGCCAGGAGGAUCUAGACGCGAUCGCGAAGCAGAUCUCCGACCACGCCGAGGCCAUCUACCAGACGUGGAAGGCGCGCGGCCUAGCGCCGACCGAGAUCCUCAACUGCCACACCGGCGACGGUGCCGAGCAUGCCUUCAGCCAGGCACUAAACCCGGCCAACAACUCGUCGACGGUCCCCCCCGGUAGCGCCGGCAACACCGGGUCUCCGUCAACACCCGGUCCCGUGGGGCCUCCCGGUGCCAGCAGUCCCCCGCAGCAGUUGGUUGGGGGAUCUGCCACGCCGGCGGCUGGCGUCGCCGAGCUACUCGCCAAGGCGCCCAACCUGUCGAACAACAGCCUCGAGCAGCUGGUGAGCUCGUUCGUGAACGAGGACAAGGCGCGCAUAGCGGCCCAGCGGCAGCAGCAGCAGCGCGUAGGCGGUAUCCGCGCACCGUCGGGUACCAGUUCCGCGAUCAAGAGUGUGCUGCAGAAGUUUGAACGUAACGGUGGUGCCAUCGGUGGUGGAAGUGAACCAGUGAGUGUUGGUGGUGGUAGUGUGCUGCCGAACUAUCAGCGACCGAGUGCGGGCAAUGGCACGCCGAGCCUUCUAGGGCACAACAAUAACAACAACUUUGCCACACUAAACAAGAACAACGUGCCGGACGUGCUGAAGGAUACGAUCGUCGAGCCGAAGCCGGUGGGUGCGGCGGUACGCGAGAAACCACAGACCCCGGUGAAACCGGAGCACCUGCUCAACCAUGUGCCGAGCUGGCCGUUGAAGAAUCGUGUCGUCAAAACCGGAGGCGCCGGUUCGAAGGUGAGUGGUGUGGGCGCCGGCGGUAGUGUCGGCGGCUUUCCCAAGAACACCGCGGAUCUUAUGGAUGAGGUCUCGCGGGAGGAGGAACGUCUCAUAAACGCCCUGAAAACCGGUACCGUGCUGAACAGUAGUGAUAGUGUGCUGCUACCGGAGGUGAUCACCUCCACCCUGCCCGAUCGGGACGUACCGGACUACGGGUCGGUCGUGGACCACCGUGCGCAACUGAGCGGUGGAAGCGGUAGUGCUGCCAGUGGUACCCAUAAUACUACCGGUGUCGGUGCCAGUUACAGCUCCCAGCCGGGACCUACAGCGAUGGUGACCGCAGCGGUAGCAACCAACGGAGGCGGCCCGACGAUGGUGGCGACACCAACCAACGGGUCGGCGGUCACGAACGGCAAUGGCACGACAAAUGGCACCAGCAACGGGACCACCAAUCACGCUGGUGGUGGCCCUGCGGCCGGUGAUGCACCCAACGUCAAGCACUGGAACGGUGUGCCGAUGAAGCCAAACCACAUACCGAUCCUGAACAUCCACCAGAUCCGCGAGCAGGAGAAGCUGUCCAUGAACUUCACGCGCAACGUCGCGACCACCCGGUUGCCGAAGGACUUUGGCCGAUCGGGCGCGGACGACGCGGAGAAGAAGCUGGGCCUCCAGCCGAAGACCAUACCGAGCCCGAUACGGCCGUUCUUGUCGCGCGGGUCCGUCGCCGAGCGUGUGCUGAUCUUCGAGAAGUGCCCGGAGAAGGCACCACCACGGGAGCGUGCGAAGGAACCGGUCAAACUUCAGUCCAAACCCGUCAACCGGCUCGUCCCGCCAAACAUCCACACGACGCUGCAGCGACAUCUGAAGAACUCGACGAAGGCCCCCUACAUACCGCAAUUCCACUUCCCGAAUGGCAAGCCCCCGCCAACGAUUACGACGGAAACGACGAUGCAGCGGUUGGAACAGGUGUUCGACAAACUACCAAACUACGAGUGCAGCCGGGACAACUUCCAGGUGAUCGUCCAGAUGUGCCAGGUACCGCAGUACUGGCGCCUGCCGCUGUUCAUGUGUACCCCGCUAACGCCCGGUGGUUGCGUCGAUGGCGACAAAUUCCUUACCUUCUGGCGACAAAUGACAUCUGUCUGCCAUGAUGCGGCAUCGCGCUUCGUCUACAUCAUGUCCCGGGGUGACCGUUCACGGCCCUACAUACUACCAGAGGACUUUGCGACGCUCAUACAGGAUGUGGUGGACACCCAUCCGGGGCUCGCCUUCCUGAAGGAGGCAGCCGAGUUCCACUCACGCUACGUGCACACCGUGAUAGCCCGCAUCUACUACAACGUGAACCGCAGCUGGACCGGCAAGAUCACGACGACGGAGCUGCGCAAGUCGAACCUGCUGGACGUGAUCCAGCUGCUGGAGGAGGAGGAGGACAUCAACCAGAUCAUGGCGUACUUCAGCUACGAGCACUUCUACGUUAUCUACUGCAAGUUCUGGGAGCUGGACCGUGAUCACGAUCUCUACAUUGACCAGCAGGAUCUGGCCAGGCACAACGAUCACGCCCUGUCAUCGCGCAUGAUCGAGCGGAUCUUCUCCGGGUGUGUGACGCGAAGCCCGCGGCGGGGCAACAACAACCCGAUGAUACAGGGCCCGAACGGGCCGAAGAUGUCGUACACCGACUUCGUGUGGUUCCUGCUGGCGGAGGAAGACAAGUCCCAUCCGACCGCCAUCGAGUACUGGUUCCGCUGCAUGGACGUCGACGGCGACGGUGUCCUGUCGAUGUACGAGCUGGAGUACUUCUACGAGGAGCAACAGCACCGCAUGGAGUCGCUCGGCAUCGAAACGCUUCCAUUUGAAGACUGCCUGUGUCAGAUGUUGGACAUGAUCAAGUGUUCCACUCCCGGCUGUGUAACGCUGGCGGAUUUGAAACGAUGCAAGAUGACCCCCAUCUUCUUCGAUACGUUCUUCAACCUGGAGAAGUACAUGGAGCACGAACAGCGUGAUCCGUUCGCACAGCGUGAAAAUGACGAUCUCUCCGACUGGGACCGAUACGCGGCACAGGAGUACGAACUGUUGGUUGCCGAGGAAGGAGGAGACACGCAAGGCCAUUGCUACAUCUCGUCCCAUCCCUUGCUAUCGAACGUGAUGGACACGGCCAGAACUCGGCUGCCGGUGCCGCCUUUGCAAACCGGUACUCCCGGUCCGUCGGCCGGACGCAGUGCGUCGUCCACCGUCAGCACCGUGCACAGCACGUCGGUGUCCGCCACGACCGUGCACCACGCGCGCUCAAGCAAAGGGUCGAAGGUCGGCGGUACGCGGGCCGCCAAUGUCGGCAUCACUACCAGCACUACUAACUGCGGCCCCCAAGCUAACAACAACGCUCGCAAAACUAUGCAUAUGCCAGAGCAUGCCGCUGCUGCCGAUGUUGCUGCCGCUGCUGAUGCUGCCGCCGGCCGAGCUGCUGCACCAGAAGCAACGUCGCAAUCGAGCCGCAAAAUGAUGGCACUCGACAGUGAUCUUAAUACAUUUUAUAGCGCAUUUUUGGUGUAA
Anopheles coustani is the source of this 3429-nucleotide messenger RNA. RefSeq lists its product as uncharacterized. Gene Ontology annotation, biological process: protein dephosphorylation. The record is from RefSeq and is a predicted model, not a curated record. The coding region runs from base 1 to 3429 and encodes 1142 amino acids. NCBI's taxonomy places the organism in Eukaryota, Metazoa, Arthropoda, Insecta, Diptera, Culicidae. The transcript has 9 exons. Gene Ontology annotation, molecular function: protein phosphatase regulator activity; calcium ion binding. Gene Ontology annotation, cellular component: protein phosphatase type 2A complex.